This is a messenger RNA of Boleophthalmus pectinirostris (great blue-spotted mudskipper), 3159 nucleotides long. RefSeq names its product eukaryotic translation initiation factor 3, subunit C (gene eif3c). Bases 163 to 2952 code for a protein of 929 amino acids. Gene Ontology annotation, molecular function: translation initiation factor activity; translation initiation factor binding; RNA binding. The transcript has 23 exons. The record is from RefSeq and is a predicted model, not a curated record. Gene Ontology annotation, biological process: translational initiation. Lineage: Eukaryota; Metazoa; Chordata; Actinopteri; Gobiiformes; Gobiidae. Gene Ontology annotation, cellular component: eukaryotic translation initiation factor 3 complex.
GCCUGGCCCGUUUGUUACGUACUUCCUUUACCUGACGCAAGCGCCCGGCGAGGCUGUUGCACGCUUUUUAGUUGCAAAACUGGAUUUAUAUACCAUCGAAAAGCACCAGAAACUCAAUAGGAGUCAUUUCAGUAAAACCUAGAGUAAGGCCCCUCUUCAGAAAUGUCACGUUUCUUUGCCACCGGCUCUGACAGUGAGUCAGAGGAAUCCUCGUCUGGGGAAGAGAUCGCACCCAAGGCGCCCGGAACCACCUUCAAGCCGGCUUUGCUGCUUAGUGAUGAUGAGGAGGACACCAAAAGGGUUGUGCGCAGUGCAAAGGAUAAAAGGUUUGAGGAGUUGACAAAUCUUAUCAAGACAAUUCGCAAUGCCAUGAAAAUCCGUGACAUGUCCAAAUGUCUGGAGGAGUUUGAGCAGUUAUGUCGAGCAUUCACAAAAAGCAAGAAUAUAGUGGACAAAGAGGGAGUACCCUCUUUCUACAUCCGCCUCCUGGCCGACCUAGAGGACUACCUUAAUCAGCUUUGGGAAGACAAAGAGGGCAAAAAGAAAAUGAACAAAAAUAAUGCAAAAGCCUUAAGUACACUGCGUCAAAAGAUUCGCAAAUAUAACAGGGAUUAUGAAACUGAAAUAGCUGCUUACAAGGAGAACCCCCAAGAAUCUGCUGAUGAAGAGGAGGAAAAGGAAGCUGCAGAUUCUGGUGACUCUUCUGGAAGCGAAUCGGAUGAACCCAAGGAAAGACUGACCGCCCAGAGCUUCCUAAAGAAAAAACCUGAUGGAAUUCCAGAUGCCAGCAAGUUCCUCAAAGGGGCCAAAGGAUCAGGGGAUGAUGAGUCGUCAAGCGAUGAAGAUGACGAAGAUGAUGAAGACUGGAGUUCAGACUCUGUCGGCAGUGGCAGUGAGAGCUCAGAUGAAGGGGAGGGAAAGAGCUCUUCAUUAGCUGUUGCCUUCCUCAAGAAGACUCAGGAGAUUGACAAGGGUGCAGAAAAGAAAGUUGGAAAAAAGAAGAAGAUUAAGAAGAAAGAGCGUAUUGAGGAGGAGCCAGAGGAGGGGGAAGGAGAAGAGGUGGAGGGAGGCUGGGAGAAAGUAAAGGGUGGUGUCCCUCUCGUCAAGGAAAAACCUAAAAUGUUUGCCAAGGGAACUGAAAUCAACACAGCUGUUGUGGUUAAGAAAUUGAAUGAGAUUUUGCAGGCACGAGGCAAAAAGGGUACAGACAGGGCUGCUCAAAUUGAAUUACUACAUGCUCUGGCAGGCAUUGCAGCAGAGAAUAACUUGGGUCAGGGAAUUCUGGUUAAAAUCAAGUUCAACAUCAUUGCUUCUCUGUAUGAUUACAAUCCCAACUUGGCAGCCUUCAUGAAGCCUGACAUGUGGAAGAAAUGCUUGGAGUGUAUUGAUGAGCUCCUGGACAUUCUGUUUGAAAACAACAACAUCUUUAUUGGAGAGAAUAUAGCCGAAGACAGUGAGAACCUGGCUAUCUCAGACCAGCCUUUUAGGGUGAGAGGCUGCAUCUUGACUCUUGUGGAAAGGAUGGAUGAAGAGUUUACUAAAAUCAUGCAAAACACAGACCCACACUCCCAAGAGUAUGUGGAUAAUCUGAAGGAUGAGGGUCGGGUUUGUGGCAUCAUUGACCGCCUCCUCACGUACUUGGAAAACAAGGGGAGCACUGAGGAGAUUUGCCGUGUGUACCUGCGGAGGAUCAUGCACACAUACUACAAGUUUGACUACAAGGCUCACAGACGCAGCCUUGGCCUCCAGGGAGAGACCAAGUCUGAACAGGAUCAGGAGGAGAGUGAAGGCGAGGAUAGCGCUGUGAUCAUGGACCGUCUCUGCAAAUUCAUUUACGCAAAGGAUCGCACUGACCGUAUUCGUACGUGUGCUAUUUUGUGUCACAUCUACCACCAUGCGCUGCAUUCCCGCUGGUACCAGGCUCGAGACCUGAUGCUCAUGAGCCACCUGCAGGACAACAUCCAACAUGCAGACCCCCCUGUGCAGAUCCUCUACAACAGAACUAUGGUCCAACUGGGAAUAUGCGCUUUCCGUCAAGGCAUGAUUAAAGAUGCCCACAAUGCUUUGCUGGACAUCCAGUCAUCGGGCCGUGCCAAAGAACUCCUAGGUCAGGGACUGCUCAUGAGAAACAUGCAGGAGAGGAACGCCGAGCAGGAGAAAAUCGAAAAGAGAAGACAAGUUCCUUUCCACAUGCACAUUAACCUGGAGCUGCUGGAGUGUGUGUACCUGGUGUCUGCUAUGCUCCUGGAGAUCCCGUACAUGGCCGCACAUGAAUUUGAUGCCCGCAGAAGAAUGAUCAGCAAGCAGUUCCACCAUCAGCUCAGAGUGGGAGAGAGACAGCCCUUGCUCGGACCCCCUGAGAGCAUGAGGGAGCAUGUGGUGGCUGCCAGUAAAGCCAUGAAGAUGGGAGACUGGAGGACCUGUCACUCUUUCAUUAUCAAUGAGAAGAUGAACAGCAAGGUGUGGGACCUGUUUCCUGAGACGCAGAGAGUCAGAGAAAUGCUUGUCAGGAAAAUCCAGGAGGAGUCACUGAGGACCUACUUGUUCACAUACAGCAGCGUGUAUGACUCCAUUAGCAUGGAGACACUGUCAGACAUGUUUGAGCUAGAGAUCUCCACAGUGCACAGCAUCAUCAGUAAAAUGAUCAUCAAUGAGGAGUUGAUGGCAUCUUUGGACCAGCCCACUCAGACCGUGGUGAUGCACCGCACAGAGCCCACGUCUCUGCAGAACAUGGCGCUGCAGCUCGCCGAAAAAUUGGGCAGUCUUGUGGAAAACAACGAGCGCGUCUUUGACCUGAAACAAGGCGUUUACGGCGGCUACUUCAACAGAGAUCAGAAAGGAGGCUACCAACAAAAACAAGGCUAUCAGAGAGAUCAAAAAGGAUCUUACCAGCAGAAACAGGGCGGCUAUCAAAGAGGAGGGUACAGAAAUCAAAACCAGAGCAAUUACUGAGCUUUGACUGGAUUUCAUUGCUGUUCAUUCCAACAACAUUUGACCUUCUGAUUUGCACACUUCAUUUUAGUCAACCACAAAAUACUAUGAAGUGUAUUUUAGGUGAAGUGCUUUAAAGUUGAAAAAGGAUCCUUGCCAAGUGUGUUACUUCGAACCGUCAGUUAAUAAGAAUAAUUUCAUUAAAACUAAUAAACAAUUUACAACUUU